Molecule: messenger RNA, 1814 nt
Organism: Sus scrofa (pig)
Lineage: Eukaryota; Metazoa; Chordata; Mammalia; Artiodactyla; Suidae
Gene: F3
Product: coagulation factor III, tissue factor
Biological process (GO): blood coagulation; cytokine-mediated signaling pathway
Cellular component (GO): plasma membrane
Molecular function (GO): cytokine receptor activity; protein binding
Source: RefSeq, marked validated
AGACGCAGGGCUCACCGCGCCCCUCCCGCUCCAACCGGAGACCCCAGGCGCCGCCAGCCCACCACCCCAGCCUCCCGGGCGCCGUGGAAUCCUCCCGACCUCGCGGCCAACUCUUGGACAUGGCGACCCCCACCGGACCCCCGGUGUCCUGUCCCAAGGCCGCCGUUGCUCGCGCGCUCCUGCUUGGCUGGGUCCUCGUCCAGGUGGCUGGAGCCACAGGCACUACAGAUGUAAUUGUAGCAUAUAACUUAACUUGGAAGUCAACUAAUUUCAAGACCAUUUUGGAGUGGGAACCCAAACCCAUUAAUUAUGUCUACACUGUUCAGAUAAGCCCUAGACUAGGAGAUUGGAAAAACAAAUGCUUCCACACGACAGACACGGAGUGUGACGUCACGGACGAGAUCAUGAGGAACGUGAAGGAGACGUACGUGGCGCGGGUCCUGUCCUAUCCUGCGGACACCGUGCUCACCGCUCAGGAGCCUCCGUUUACCAACUCGCCCCCCUUCACGCCCUACCUGGACACAAACCUCGGACAGCCAGUGAUUCAGAGUUUUGAACAAGUCGGGACAAAACUGAAUGUGACCGUAGAAGCUGCUCGCACCUUAGUCAGGGUGAACGGCACAUUCCUCAGGCUGCGGGACGUUUUUGGCAAGGACUUGAAUUAUACCCUUUAUUACUGGAGAGCUUCGAGUACAGGAAAGAAAAAGGCCACGACCAACACUAAUGAGUUUCUGAUUGACGUGGAUAAAGGAGAAAACUACUGUUUCAGUGUUCAAGCAGUGAUUCCAUCCCGAAGAGUUAACCAGAAGAGUCCCGAAAGUCGCAUUGAGUGCACCAGCCAAGAGAAAGCUGUGUCCCGAGAACUGUUCCUCAUCGUUGGAGCGGUGGUGUUUGCGGUCAUCGUCUUCGUCCUCGUCCUGUCUGUGUCUCUGUACAAGUGCAGGAAGGAGCGGGCAGGGCCCAGUGGGAAGAGAACGCGCCCCUCUGUGGCGUGACGGUCUCGCGGUCAGACCUGCCAGCUCCGCGGCGCUCCUGUCGCGCGGGGACCAAGAGCUUUUGAGACAGUACAAGAGUAGAAUCCAUGGAAACACAACCCCUGGGCUCCAGGAAGGCUCUUUUCUGACCUGGUCUCGCGACGAGCAUUCUGGUUUCAACAUUAGCAUUAGACACUUGGGCAUGUAAUGAGCGGUACAACCAAUUCCGAGGGUUCUGAAAUGUCUUUUAACACUACGGCACCUUUUGCACAUAAUAUUCUUGAGACUGUAUGUUCUCUACAUUGAGGUGAAGCCAGGUCAUCCAAGGAAAAAGAAAUGCCCUGGAAAACCCUGGGUGGACUUGGGAAGAACUUCUGAGAAGGUGACUUCAAACCAACUGGGGGGAGGGAGCAAGAUGGGAGUUGGUGGACUUUUCUAACAGGUCUGUCCUUGUGUGACGUGGUAUUGAGGGGUUUUGUUUCAUUUUGAGUACUUUUGGAGGUUCAGAACACUUAGCAAAACUUUUAUAUGAAUGUGUUACACGCGGCAGCCUUGUAUCGGGGGCACAUUCCUAAUCUGCAUUACAGUUUAGCACUUUAACUGACCUGAAGGCUGUUGAUGAAACACGUGACAGCUCACCCUUCUGUUAUAAGACUGCCAACAACCUACACAGCUUAAGGUACUUCAAGGUUGAUAGUCAACAUUGUGUUUAUUUAUAUACUUUUUAAAAGGUUUUCUAUAUGGGGUUUUCUAUUUAUAGAGGCAAACUGUUCUGUUUGUAUAUAUUGAGAUAAUUUAUUUAAUAUACUUUUAUAUAAAUAAAGGUGACUGGAUAUUGUG